Molecule: messenger RNA, 1619 nt
Organism: Odobenus rosmarus divergens (Pacific walrus)
Lineage: Eukaryota; Metazoa; Chordata; Mammalia; Carnivora; Odobenidae
Exons: 1
Coding region: 534-1163 (209 amino acids)
Source: RefSeq, a predicted model, not a curated record
UUUGCUUGCACAUGCACUCUAAGAAGUAAGAUGCCCUAGGGAGUGAAACAAGAAUUGAGUGGAUGCUGACUAUGUGUGCCAACCUCCUCAACUGAUUCAUAAUGGCUGACCUUGGGCAAGUCACUCCUUUCAAUGCCUCAGUUCCCCAUCUGUCAAAUGGGGUUAAUGAUACUGACCUACCUCACAGGGGUGUUGUGAGGCAUUGUAAAUCAAAGUUGGUAGAAUACUUUAGGGUCCUCAAUGGAGGAUGCCUUGAGCCGAAGUCUAAAGUCUAGACCUGACCUAGGCUUUAGUCCUCACUGAGCUGUCCCAAGGUUUGGAACUACUAGUGACCUCGGCAAGUUCUCUGCCCCCCACCCCUCAUCAAAGCUGCUAGUUCAGGUGUUGACAGUGUUUUUGUGAAUGUUGGAGUCUUAAUAGUCCAGACAUAGGAUGUUCUGGGGGAAGGCACUUAGUAUUUUCUAUGUCUUGCAUCCACAAAGAGAGGCUGUUUCAGACCCAAGAGCAUUGGAUUCGGGAACUAUGAGGCAGGGAUGCUACUGCUUGUUUCUCUCUGCGGGUUGGGAAUUAAGGCCCCAUUCCCCAUGGGAUUGGAACAGACUUCAGCUGUCUCAGGAGCAAAGGAACACAGUGGGCUUAAUUUAUAUCGUUGGUUUUAUCGAGUUUCCCCCCCCCACCCCGAACUGAGUCACUGCACCCCUUGCCUCCCCAUAGGAAUCAGCUGGUUCAAUAAACAUAACCACUUUCUCCAUCCCCUACCAGAAAAGAGCCACUUUGGGAAAUUUUUUUCUAGAGAUAGGUUUAACACUCUUAAGGCUUCAUCCAACUUAACUGUACUCAUUCGUCAUCUUUUUCUCAGUGUCCAUAGUCUGAACUUGACUUUGACCUGUUUUUCCUCCGGUUUGGGAAAAGUUUGGGCACUAUUUCUAUUUGCCCAGAUGUGGGCUCAGCCAGCUCCUCUUCCCAACAGGGCUCUUCUUCCUUUCCCUCUCCUUGGCCCUAGACGUGUAACCCAUGGAAAAGCACAAGGUCCUGGCCCCUUGCUGUGGUCACAUUCCCGGUUCUCCGUGCUUUGUGGACUUGCUCUGUUCCCCCAGCUCUGGCGGCACCUGGUAGUUCUGUGGAGUUCUGGAGGAUGGAGAGAGCACAGUCUGACCUCCUGACAAGUAGCCAGGAGUUGAUUUACCCAUGGCCCAGCAGCCUUGGCACCCUUUCCCACAGGAUGGGAUGUGAGAGACUCUGAGAGGCUGGGCUUCUUUCUGCACUCUGUCCCAUCCUGAGUAGCAAAACACAUCAUGCUUGGUAGCCAGAUUUCUAAGUGGAAAAAUGGGAAAUUGAAUUCUCUGUGGACCUUUUUGGUUUGUGGGGGAGUUUUGGUUGUGUUCCUUGGUUUUAGUUCAGCCAAACAUGUCGGCUUUUCUUUUUUUUAUUUUUUUAGGAUAAGUGAUAUAUAUAUAUGUUCGCCUUUUAAAUGUAAAUGUUUAAAAGUAGGCAAUUUAUGUGUUUUUUUAACUGACAUUGAUGCAGACCUCAUUCUCUCCCCCUCUUCCACCCUCCUCUUUUCCCUCUUUUCAUACUCUUGUAUUGGUUCUAAUAAAUGGUUGCUUUUCAAAUACGGA